AUGGUGGCGCACGGCGGCUUCCUGCUGCGCGCCCUGGCGCUGCUGCUGUGGGGCGCUUGGGACGCCGCCGAGCCCGCGGAGCGCGGAGACCCGGAGCUGCGCCAGGAGGCGGAGGCCUUCCUGGAGAAAUACGGCUACCUCAAUGAGAAUGUUCCCAGAGCUUCAGCCUCCACUCGAUUCAGCAAUGCGCUCAGAGAGUUCCAGUGGGUGUCGCAGCUCCCUGUCAGUGGUGUGCUAGAUGGGCCCACGCUGCGCCAGAUGACACGUUCCCGCUGCGGGGUGGCAGACACUGGCAGUCAUGCAGCUUGGAGGGAGAGGAUCAGUGCCCUGUUUGCUGGACCCCGGGCCAAAAUGAGGCGCAAGAAACGCUUUGCCAAGCAAGGUCACAAAUGGUACAAGCAGCACCUCUCCUACCACCUGGUGAACUGGCCUGAGCACCUGCCGGAGUCAGCCGUUCGAGGGGCCGUGCAUGCUGCCUUCCAGUUAUGGAGCAACGUCUCAGGACUGGAGUUCUGGGAGGCCCCGGCCACUGGCCCUGCUGACAUCCGCCUCACCUUCUUCCAAGGGGACCACAACGAUGGGCUGAGCAACGCCUUCGAUGGUCCAGGGGGCGCUCUGGCGCACGCCUUCCUGCCCCGCCGCGGGGAAGCGCACUUCGACCUAGACGAGCGCUGGUCCUUGAGCCGCCGCCGGGGGCGCAACUUGUUCGUGGUGUUGGCACACGAGAUCGGCCACACGCUGGGCCUCACCCACUCGCCCGCCCCCCGCGCCCUCAUGGCGCCCUACUACAAGAGGCUGGGCCGCGACGCGCUGCUCAGCUGGGACGACGUGCUGGCAGUGCAAAAUCUGUAUGGGAAGCCCCUGGGGCGCUCAGUGGCCAUGCAGCUCCCUGGAAAACUGUUCACUGACUUUGAGGCCUGGAACCCACACAACUCCCAGGGCAGGCGCCCUGAAACACGAGGUCCUAAAUAUUGCCACUAUUCCUUCGAUGCCAUCACAAUAGAUGGGCAACAGCGACUGUACAUCUUCAAAGGGAGCCACUUCUGGGAGGUAGCCAUUGAUGGCAAUGUCUCAGAGCCCCGCCCACUACAGGAAAGGUGGACUGGGCUGCCCCCCAAUAUUGAUGCUGCUGCCGUGUCACUGGAGGAUGGGGACUUCUACUUCUUCAAAGGGAGUCGAUGCUGGAGGUUCCAGGGGUCCCAGCCAGUGUGGAAGUCUUCACAACUGUGCCGAAGAGGGGGCCUGCCCCGCCACCCAGAUGCAGCUCUCUUUUUCCCUCCUCUGCGACGCCUCGUCCUCUUCAAAGGUGCCCGCUACUAUGUGCUGACCCAAGGUGGGCUGCAAGUGAAGCCCUACUAUCCUCGCAGCUUGCGGGACUGGAGUGGAGUCCCUGAGGAGGUCAGCGGGGCCUUGCCCAGGCCUGAUGGUUCCAUCGUCUUCUUCAGAGAUGACAGCUAUUGGCUCCUUGACCAAGCUAAACUGCAAGUGACCACCUCAGGUCGCUGGGCCACAGAGCUGCCUUGGAUGGGCUGCUGGAAUGCCAACUCGGAAGGUGCCCUGUUCUGAUGGCACUUCACCACUGAAUGAACCACUGGUGCCUUCUGGACCAACUUUUUUUCCCUGUCCUAGGGGCAGAGCCUAUGGAGAAAGCCACGGCCUCUCAGCAGGCAGCCAGGAAGUCCUCUGGAGAGCCUGGUGUCUCAGAAGCCAAAAAGGGUCCCUUUUUCCCAGAGGUCUCUUUCCUCCCUCAGCCUUGGGAAUUGUGUUUUUUCUAUUGAAAGGGAGAGUUCCUUCAAGGAGGCAAUACCGCUGGGAUCCAGCGAGCGAGGAUGGAAAACUUAUCAGAGGGGUGAGGAGUAUUUUUACAAGACUGUCCUGCUUCCUUAGGGCCUCAGUUCUUGGGUGAGUGGGUGCCACACUCACACACUCACACACACACUAUCCUCACCCCUUCUGCAUUCCCCACUCCCAGGUCAGAUGGAGAACCCCAGGAUCAGAAAAGACCUGAAGUCUGCCCUGCUAUAGGCCUAGGGGAUACUGCUUCCUCCAGGCUUUGCAGGUUGGGGGAGGCCUCCUGCUUCCUAAGCCCUCAUUCUCCAGGCCACACACAGAGCAUUCCCAAACCUGCUGCUGUCUGGCCAGAAAUAGCUGGGAUUCCUAGAGAAGGAACCAGUUCCCCAGCCUCUUCUGCUGCAGUUAGUCUCCCCGUUUAUUUUAGCAUCUGGGUCUUCAACCCUCCCCACCCCACCCCACCCACCAGGCCUCAUUUGAACACACACAAGUGACCUCAGCAAGCCAGGCUUCCAGGGAGGGGAGAAUGGUCUGGCAGGGGUGCAGCCCUCAGCUCCCCAGGGGCGAUGCUGGCCUUAUGCCUUCUUUUCUUCUCAAAGGAUGGCCUUUGACUGCCCUUGGAUGAAAGUACUUUGAGAUGCCUUGUCCAGAGGAAGCUUCCUGCAGGCUCUUUCAUUUCUCUGGCUUGAACCCACGAGAGGGUACCAUGUUCAUUACUCACCCCAAUGCACUGACACUUUGAUUCAAGGCUUUAUUGAGUGAGAGAAGGGGCGGGGUGG
This is a messenger RNA of Dipodomys spectabilis (banner-tailed kangaroo rat), 2570 nucleotides long. It is a transcript of the gene Mmp28, whose product is annotated as matrix metallopeptidase 28. Gene Ontology annotation, biological process: extracellular matrix organization; collagen catabolic process; proteolysis. The record is from RefSeq and is a predicted model, not a curated record. Gene Ontology annotation, molecular function: metalloendopeptidase activity; zinc ion binding. The transcript is spliced from 8 exons. The coding region runs from base 1 to 1566 and encodes 521 amino acids. Gene Ontology annotation, cellular component: extracellular matrix. Lineage: Eukaryota; Metazoa; Chordata; Mammalia; Rodentia; Heteromyidae.